Molecule: messenger RNA, 1322 nt
Organism: Pistacia vera
Lineage: Eukaryota; Viridiplantae; Streptophyta; Magnoliopsida; Sapindales; Anacardiaceae
Exons: 3
Coding region: 224-964 (246 amino acids)
Source: RefSeq, a predicted model, not a curated record
UGGAGAAAGAACGCAAGAUCACGCCUGGAGCGAUUCCACCAAUACAACGAAACAGCAAAACAUCUCUCUCCUUUUUCUCGUGGGUCACAAAACACAGAACAGAAGAACGCAAGUUACAAACCAGAAUAUAAGAGAUAUAUAUUCGUGUCUCCAUAGUGGAGAUUUGUUAAGUAUUUUUGUUAAUUGAUUUAAUUAAAUUGAAAUGAGAUUAAAGUAAUUGAAAAUGGGUUCAGAAUCGAACUCGACUACUACGUCAACAUCAGUAUCAACAUCAUCUCCUAGCUCAAGCGGAAAGCGAAGUAGAGAUCCAGAGGAUGAAGUUUAUCUCGACAAUCUUCACUCUCACAAGCGUUACCUCAGUGAGAUAAUGGCUUCCAGCUUAAAUGGAUUAACUGUUGGAGACUCACUCUCAGAGAAUCUCAUGGAAUCUCCAGCCAGGGAUGAACUUUCCAUGCAGUAUUCACCAAUGUCUGAAGAUUCUGAUGACUCAAGAUUUUGCGAGGCCCAUAUACACACUUUCUUAUCCCAGAGUGAUAGCCUGCCCACUAGUCCAGUCUCUCCGUACAGGUACCAAAGGCCACUCAGUGGGUUCUGUUCUGCUCCUUCCACCAGUUCAUAUCCUUCACAUAGCUGUACUGUCAGUGGCUCACAGCCACGUCAACGAGGCUCGGAUUCUGAGGGCCGCUUCCCAUCAUCACCUAGUGAUAUAUGCCACUCAGCUGACUUGAGGAGAGCUGCGCUCUUGAGGUCUGUGCAGAUGAGAACACAACCUCCUGGCAUGCCAUCUUUUGAACAGGAACCUGUUGAAGAGCGACCAUGCUCAUAUAUCAAAUCUUUAGUUGAUGAGAGGGAGUAUCAGAUUGAGGAGUGUUCUUCGCUGCAUAUGUCAGAGCCUGAAUUUAGUCAGGAGAAGUCAUGUAGAGUGUUGAACAUGAAUAUGAAAGGGGAUGAGUCUCGGGGUUAAAUGCUUCAGGAAGCAAAUUCUUCAAAACUGGUGCUAACCCUCAUUUUGUGAGUUUUUGUUUUUGUUUUUGGUUUUUUUUUUUUUUUUAGGAGCAGGUGGAUGGCAGCACCCAGUGAUUUUUUUAUUAUUAUUAUUUUGGUUCGUUCUUGUAACCUACGGCUUUCAUCAGUGUCUCUCUAUUGCACAGAAUAUAGAAAAGGCUAUAGACAGGCGACACUUGUUUCCUCAGUAAUUUGUUGAUGUUGAGCUUCUAAGUUCUAACCUGACCAAUUUUAACGUUUUUUAUGUUGUAAAUCGAUGAUGUAUAUUUUCGACAUUUGCUAUAAUGAUAUUUUUUUCCCUGUAUUCUCUUAUCUUU